AGCAGCAGAGGAGCAGAGGCUGGACUGAAGGUCAAUAGAGCAGCUAUUCAUCUCAAGAGCUGAGGCACAAACGAGCACACAAUGGUCGGUGAACAACGCUUUGUAAUCAGUGCCCGCAUUAUCGGAGACGUGCACAGGGACACACCAAAACUCAAGAUGUUCAUGAUAUCAGUGUCAUGGUCUGACGAGGCUGAAGUUAUCGUCUAUAGGUCCUUCAAGGAUUUCAAGAAAUUCCAUAGGCAGCUGAAAAACAGAUUCCCUCUCAUGAACCCUUUCAGGAAAAAUGACAGAGUGAUCCCCAAAUUUAGAGGGGAAAGCAGGAGGAGCAGCCUCCAGCAGAAAGGAACCAAGCGAUCCAUCCAGCGCAUGAAGUUCCUGGAGAGCUACUGCGACAAACUGUUGAAGUGCGACCAAACUGUGACUCAGAGCUCAGCGGUCACACAGUUCUUCAUGCCCAAAGACCAUGACCUGCAGCCAGACUUCACCAAGAACAGCAUCAUGAUCAUGCUGUCUGAUGAUCUGCCUGAUGGCUCAGGUGGAGGAGGGGGGGAUGUGACUCGCCAGCAUGUGGGCAGCGUCACUCACCCGUUUGUCACCCAAACUUACCGCUGCGUGGCUGCUUACGAGACAAAGGAUACCAAGAAUCGUCCAUUUAAGGUCGCUGUGGACGAGAAGCUGGAUGUCCUGAUCAAAGACCCUGCAGGUUGGUGGCUGGUGGAGAGCGAGGAUAAGGUUUUGGCUUGGUUUCCUGCUCCCUACCUGGAGUUGUGGGAAGGAGAGGACGAUGAUGACGCUGAAUUCCAGCUUGCAGGUGCCCUGUACUGUGCCGUGAGAAGUUAUUCGACUAAGAAGGAAGACGAGGUGUCUGUGCCCAUUGGCUCUAUAGUGGAGGUGCUGAGGAAGUCUGACAACGGCUGGUGGCUCAUAAGAUUCAAUGGCAAGUUAGGUUACAUCCCCUCCAUGAACCUGCAACCAUACAACAACCCACGAGCAGGCCUUUACAGCCUGCAGAGAAAGCUGCACAGCUCCACUCUGAACCUGGCAACCAGCAGGGAACCUCAGGCUUCUCGUCCAUCCAGCAUCAACAAAGAAAACAGCCCACAACAGGGUUCUGCAGGUCAGUCCAGAGGAGAACCCAGUGUGCCCGGGCGUCUCCACAAGGCCCGAUCUCUGGAUGUUCUUUCUGAGACCUGGUCGCAAACACAGAUGGAGAGGGACGCCUCAACUGCAGACGGCCGUGCACGCAGCAUAAGCAACACAAGCAACACAAGCGAAUCAAGCGACGCAAGCACCGAGAUCAGCUUCUCCUCAAGCAGCGAAUCGUCCCCAAGUUUAAGAGAGGAAGAGCAGCGCGAGAGCCACACAGGCAGUCCUGCAGCCUCACCCCAGCCUAGUAUCAGCCCCGAUCUCAUCCUCUCCGACCGCUGCGGCUCCAACACUAGCUCUGACAGCUCUGGAUCUGUCAGCUCCAAAGGCAGCGAGACGGCCUCAAUGGCUCCCAGGGUUCCACCCAGACCCAAAACUGAAGAGAUCCUGACCCGCUGCACUACCAUGACCCGCAAGGCAGCCCUGGCCACCAAGACCCGGCUUCAGAUUCAGCCAGAGUCCAUCCACAGCCGCUAGGGAAUCACAAGCCUUUAAUUCGUGUAAUGUAACAUAUUUAAACUGUUCAAUCCCACAGGGUUAGUCAAAUGUGUUUUGUGCAUCAGUGUUCGUAUCUCUAUUUUAAAUUCUUGUCACACCAAAGAUUGAAGAGAUAGCAACCCAGACAAUGCUGAAUACUAUAAGAUACCAUAAUAAUAAUAAUAAUAAUAAUAAUGUAGCUUCAGUGAAGCAUCAGAAGGAGCAGGUACAAGAAAAUGUAUGUGACAUUGUCAUACAGUUGUAAACAAAUAUUUUAUCUAGCUUUGAAGCCACUUAAGGGUAAAUUUAAGUGGGUACUUGGAGUUGAAGAGUUAAGUAUUUACACUGAACUGUAUAUUAUAUUUUAUGUAACAGCAUCAAAGAACACCUCAAUGGAAAGACAGAAAGACGGUGUGAAGGCUUUUUGAUUGACUGACAAAAGAAUCCAUUGAAAUGUGACGGGCGUGGUAAACAAGCUGUCAGCACUGUCUGCUGACAGCUUGUUGAAAGGAGUGCAAGUUUCUUGUGAGAACUUAUUUGAUUCUCAUUUAAUCAUUACCUUCCAUUUCUGUUUUGUUACUAACUGUAUGGAUAUUUAUAUUGUUGUCCCUUUAUGUACAGUACAGUAUGUGCUGCGUUAUAACCUGUUCACAAUGCAGCAUCAUAAUGUGUAAGUUUAACAUAAACAUGUCAAUAAAAUCUAAUUUAC
Messenger RNA from Sebastes umbrosus (honeycomb rockfish), 2332 nucleotides. Its product is annotated as NADPH oxidase organizer 1-like. The record is from RefSeq and is a predicted model, not a curated record. NCBI's taxonomy places the organism in Eukaryota, Metazoa, Chordata, Actinopteri, Perciformes, Sebastidae. Gene Ontology annotation, molecular function: protein binding; phosphatidylinositol binding; superoxide-generating NADPH oxidase activator activity. Gene Ontology annotation, biological process: superoxide anion generation. The transcript is spliced from 8 exons. Bases 82 to 1623 code for a protein of 513 amino acids.